AUACCAUCUCACACUUUGAAUCUCUGAAAACAUGUCCCUCCCAAAGACCUACCAAGCUGCAUCUUUCGAUGAGAGUGGCUCAAAGCUGGCCCUCAAAGAAGUAGAGCUUCAACAACCUCGCCCAGGCUUCAUCUUGGUUAAAGUCCUUGCAUGCGGCGUCUGCCACUCUGAUUCGUGGAUGCAACAAGGUCGCUUUGGAGAUUUAUUUCCUCGUGUACCGGGCCAUGAAGCUGUUGGAGAUGUUGUUGCUGUUGGUGAUGGAGUAAGAAACUUCAGGGUUGGCGAGCGUGUUGGUGGUGCCUGGCAUGGCGGCCACGAUGGAACAUGCCGCUCUUGUCAAUCGGGACUGUUUCAACUGUGCAACAAUGGUGUGAUCAACGGCGUGACCACGGAUGGUGGCUACGCUGAAUACGUCUUGCUCCAUGCUGAAGCAGCCGUUCGAAUCCCUUCCGACGCAGACCCAGCUGAAGUCGCCCCUCUUCUCUGCGCUGGAGUCACCGUCUUCAACGCCAUCCGUAGCAUUGGCGUCCUCCAAGGUGGUCUUGUUGCCGUCCAAGGCCUGGGAGGACUAGGUCACCUGGCGCUUCAGUAUGCUUCCAAGAUGGGAUAUACAGUUGUUGCCAUGAGCGCCGGGAGCGAGAAGAAGGACUUUGCGAUGGAGUUGGGUGCUCAUCAUUACAUCGACUCCAGUAAAGAUGAUCCCUGCGAGGCAUUGCAGAAGCUUGGAGGCGCUAACAUGAUCUUGUCAACGGCGCCGAAUGCAGAGGCAGUCAGUCCUCUCACAGCAGGUCUUGCAGCUCUGGGUAAGCUGGUCGUUCUCUCACCUCUUGGACCGGUUGAAUUCAAUACUGUUCACAUGAUCAUGAAGGGCCUCAGCGUGCAUGGAUGGAACACGGGACAUCAGCAAGAUUCGGAGGAUGCUAUCACGUUUGCGCAUACGCAUGGUAUCAAGUGUAUCAUUGAGAAGUUUGACUUUACGACUCAGCACCGAGAGGCUUUUGAGAAGAUGAAGAGUGGGAAGGUUCGCUUCAGGGAAGCGAUUGAGCACUAUGUAUUGGGAGACUACUGUGAAGCAGAAAAGGGAGGAUCGCGAUGGUGCCAUCCAAAGCUGCGAGGCUCAAUUCCCAGCCGUAAACCAAUCACUUCACUGGCCAUUGAUUCACACAAAGAGACAAACUGCCUCAGUGAACCUCUAUUUGAAUCAGCACUUGAGCGUGCGAAAUAUCUUGAUGAGUAUUUCCAAAAACACCAAAAGCUCAUCGGUCCUCUCCAUGGCAUUCCGGUUUCGGUAAAAGACCAGUUCAACAUCGCUGGCGUCGAUACUACCCUGGGCUAUGUCGGUCGUUCAUUCAAGCCUGCCAGCGACAACGCUGUGAUGGUGACUAUUUUGGAGAAGCUUGGUGCAGUCAUUAUAACCAAAACAGUUAUACCUCAGAGUAUCAUGUAUGGCGAGACUGAAAGCCCCCUUUGGGGAUUGACUACAUAUCCUGGUAGACCUGAGCUUUCGCCAGGUGGUUCAUCGGGUGGCGAAGCUACUCUGAUGCGAAUGUCUGGAUCACUUGGGGGCUGGGCAACAGACAUUGGAGGCUCAAUCCGCGUUCCAAGUCAUCUAUGCGGAUUGUAUGGACUGAAGCCUUCUUCCGGGCGAUUUUCAUACUCCGGUGCAGCAAAUUCUCAUGAGGGACAGUCUCAUGUUCCUUCGUCAAUUGGUCCCAUAAGUCCAUCGCUCCCGAACCUCAUCACUUUGACCAAGGAAUGUCUACUCGCAGAACCGUGGAAGCUUGACCCAAAUGUUGUCCCAAUUCCAUGGCGACAGGCCGAUUUUGAGGGCGUGCAGAAGCGAAAACUCACCAUCGGCGUUAUUCUUGACGAUAGGGUCGUGCGACCUCAUCCAGAAAUCCAAGAAGCCGUCCGCCGUGCAGUGGCAAUCUUCGAAAAGGCAGGGCAUAAAGUCAUUCCAUGGAGUACAGCAGACCACUCAAGCUGCAUCGAGAUUCAGGACCAGUUUUACCGUGCAGACGGUGGAGAGGAUAUCAAGACUGAAGUCGCUGUUGCAGGCGAGCCGAUGAUUGCCCAUGUCGAGGCGCUCGUCAACUCGUCCAAACCGAUAUCAGUGUAUGAAUACUGGCAACUCAACCGCCGAAAGACAGCAGCACAGGAGGCUUAUAAUAAGAAAUGGACUACGACUGCUGGUCUAGAGGAUGGGGAAUGUGUCGACGUUAUAAUCAGUCCUGUGUCGCCUCAUACAGCUGUUCCGCAUAGGUCGAGCAGAUGGACUGGCUACGCCAAGAUAUGGAACUUUCUCGAUUACACAGCUGUGUCGUUCCCAUUUGCAAAAUUUGGAAGCUCUGAGGAUCCAACAUCGUCUGAUAUAUAUGUCGCUGCAGCUGAUGAAGCGCGCCAUAGUUAUCUACAUGAUUAUGCGCCGCGCAAUGCGAUUGAUGAGUGGAUACGGGGCCUCUAUGAUCCUGAAGCAAUGAAAGGGCUUGACAUUGGAGUACAGAUCAUUGGAAGGAGCAACAAAAACAUCCAACAACGAACCGAUGAAACCUUGAAACUUUCGACCAAAGGGAUUUGCGAGUCGCUAGGUUACAUGUUUGGUUCAUAUUUCCGUCAGAUAAAGUUCUUACAGGUUUACACGAGUAAGGAUCCUACUCGGAGAUGUUCAUUUGAUACGCCGCAAAAGCCCGAGAAUAAAGUGAUCUUCAAUAAGCCGAAGCCUAUCCUCACAAUUGACUUUGAUCGCCUUUACUACUGCAGCGGCUUCAUAACUCUGUCUACCACGAUUGACGAUGAUUCCGCUAUCAGCGGAGAAAUCCCGCGUCUGCAAUGUCGCCAUCUCUCCUAA
This is a messenger RNA of Fusarium oxysporum Fo47, 2848 nucleotides long. Its product is annotated as amidase signature domain-containing protein. The record is from RefSeq and is a predicted model, not a curated record. Lineage: Eukaryota; Fungi; Ascomycota; Sordariomycetes; Hypocreales; Nectriaceae. The transcript has 8 exons. Gene Ontology annotation, molecular function: oxidoreductase activity; zinc ion binding. The coding region runs from base 32 to 2848 and encodes 938 amino acids.